UACUCUCGGUUGCUUCGUUCUCGCGCGCCGUCCUGCCUCAGUUUCCGCUAAACCGCGUCGGGUUAACACCCUGUCUCUUCUCGAUUAAACCUCGCCUCCGACACUUCUCCGCCGAUCUUUGUGUAUAUAUAAAGCCAUAAGCCGCUGCACCUCUCAUCGUCCCCACUGUUUAGUGCAGCAUUUAUACGAUGGAUGCUUCCCAUCUUCACUAUCUUGCGUUUCUACUUCUUCCUUGCCUUCUUCUGGUUCUUGUCUCCAACCAAUGGCUGGCCAAGAAGUCCAAGUCGGCCAAGAGAAGAAACAAAGCCCCCCAACCGGGCGGCGCGUGGCCAGUCCUUGGCCACCUCCACCUGCUUGGCUCCCACAACAACAUCGGCCGGUCGCUGAAAGCGGUGGCUGAUGCCGUCGGGCCUGUCUUUGCACUCAGGCUCGGCGCGCACCCAGCCCUGGUUGUCAGCACUUGGGAGGCCGCCAAGGAGUGCUUCACCGCCAAUGACAAGGCCCUCGCCGGCCGCCCCCCGAGCACUGCCAGCAAGCUCAUGUGCUACAACAACGCCAUGGUGGGCUUCUCCCCCUACGGGUCCUAUUGGCGCCAACUCCGCAGGAUCUUGACCCUGGAGCUCCUCUCCCACGCCCGGCUCGCCUCCCUUGCUCACGUCCGGGCCUCGGAGGUCGGUGCAUUCGCUAAGUCCCUCUUCGGGGUAUGUCGUAAGGUCGAGGGGGGGGCGGCGAGGGUGGAGAUGAACAAAUGGUUUCAGGAGCUGACGUUCAACGUGGUAGUAAGGAUGGUGGCGGGGAAGAGGUGCUUCGGGUGUGGCGCCGUUGAUGACGGCGGCAGCAGGGAGGCUCGGAGGUUCACCGGAGCGAUGCACCGGAUGAUGGAGCUCUUGGGAGCCUUUGUGGUCUCCGACGUGGUGCCGUUCCUCAGGUGGAUGGACCUGGGCGGCUACGAGAGGGCGAUGAAGCGCACCGCGGCGGAGAUGGACGGUAUCAUUGGAGGGUGGUUGAGGGAGCACCGGCAGAGGAGGUCAGAAGGGCGGGGUGAGGGAAAGGAAGACUUCAUGGAUGUGAUGCUGUCGGCAAUUGAGAAGGAAGGGGAGCUGUUUUCCGACCAUGAUCCGGAUACGGUCAUCAAGGCGAAUUCCCUGGCUCUCAUAAUAGGUGGCACGGACACCACAAGCGUGACCAUGACCUGGGUCCUGGCCCUACUGCUGAACCAUCCCAACGUUCUAAGGAAGGCCCGAGAAGAGCUGGACAGCCGUGUGGGCAAGGAGCGCAACGUCGACGAGUCGGACGUGGAGAAGCUGGUCUACCUCCAGGCCAUUGUCAAGGAGACACUUCGGCUGUACCCGCCUGGUCCAGUCCUGAUCCCCCACCAGGCCAUGGAGGAGUGCCAGGUGAGGGGCUUCGACGUUCCGGCUGGCACCCGAGUGCUAGUUAAUGCAUGGGCAAUCCAGCAUGAUCCAGAGGUGUGGCCGGACCCAUCGGCCUUCCGGCCGGAGAGGUUUCUGACGAGCCACAAGGACGUCGACAUCCGGGGCCGGCACUUCGAGCUCCUGCCGUUCGGGUCGGGCCGGCGGGCAUGCCCGGGGGCGUCGUUUGCGCUGCAGGUCCUGCACCUGACGCUCGCUCGCGUUAUCCAUGGCUUCCAUAUGAGGACGCCUGGAGGUGGCCCUGUGGACAUGACCGAGGGCAAAGGUGCUACUCUACCCAAGGCCACUCCAUUGCAUGUCCUCGUCGCCCCACGGCUAUCUCCUGAGCUCUACCAAUAACGGGACGAGUGGAAUAAACGAGUGGAGUUGACCAGGUCGAUUUGAAACGCGUACGGUUGCUCCCCUCCGGUAGCCGAUAUCGCUGCAGUGUUCACCGUUCUAAAGUUCUCAACGAACGUAUGUUCGUACCGGUCAGAAUGUAUCAUGGCUCGGUUGUGCUUAA
Messenger RNA from Phoenix dactylifera (date palm), 1935 nucleotides. Its product is annotated as cytochrome P450 CYP82D47-like. Lineage: Eukaryota; Viridiplantae; Streptophyta; Magnoliopsida; Arecales; Arecaceae. Gene Ontology annotation, molecular function: iron ion binding; oxidoreductase activity, acting on paired donors, with incorporation or reduction of molecular oxygen; monooxygenase activity. The record is from RefSeq and is a predicted model, not a curated record.